AUUGCCCCACUGGGCAAUGGAUUUUCUUCCUUCCCCAGAAGUCACAUCCGAGACGGCCAUCCUGGACGACAGCGCAGACUUUGACCAGCUGCUGACGUGGAUCAGCCAGGAAGAGACACCCAGCAGCAACAGACGUGAGGACGACAUGGAAAUGGACAGUUUCCUCACCUGGAUUCUUGAAGCGACGAGUGCUCUGGAGGUCCCCCAGCACAACCAGGGCCUGCCUGCAGUCACAAGAGAGGGGACCAAAGAGAAUGAGAACGCGCAAGAGGAAAAUCAUGCUGACAAGCUGCUGGCAGAACUGGACAGCUGCAAAAGGGAAGGGCUGAUGCAGUGCAUCGCUGCCAUGGGGCCAGAUGUCUCCAGCAGCCUGGGCUCUUCUUCCAACACAGAGCACCCUGACUCCCCGGGGGCCAGCAGGGAGCUCAGCAAAGAGCCCGAUCCUGAAUCAGGGCUCCUCGCAAACCCGCUCUGGCGGCAGCCAGCAUCGCCUGAGCUGCCUGAGCCGACCCCCCUGGCUGCCCCCGCACCUCCGUCGCCCCGCACCGCACAUCUGAUGGAAGAGGCACGGCGGAGGCAGCCCCGGGUGCAUCUCACCCACCUGGAACUGCCCACCCCCCUGGCUGCCCCCACACCUCCAUUGCCCUGCACUGCACGUCUGAUGGAGGAGGCACAGUGCUGAGUGCUGCUCAGCCGCCUGGCACUGCCACCCAGGUGCAUCUCCUGCCAGCUGGCAGACAAGCACCACGGGGACAGCAGCCAAACGGCCUAGUGCCCAGCACCCACCUGCACCACCACAAGAGGCAAAAGCAGCGGGCACAAGCAGCACACUGGCAGUGUCCCCGCCACAACCAGGAAGCCACCGCGCUGCCAGCAUGUUCCAGGCCACAAACACCGGCGCCAGGCGGAGCUGCCUGUGUCAGCACGGCGGCCAGCAGGAGGACUCGGUGCCCAUCACACCCCAACAGCGGCUCCAGCAGGAGCGGACCAGGAAACCGGCCCACUUGGUGGAGCAGGAGACGUGGCCGUAACCGACCAAGGCGCUUCCCUGUAGCCCUGGGCUCCUGGCCGGCCCCCACCACACCCAGAGAGCAGCGGCAGUGUUCCAGGGGCACCAGCACCAGCCCCAGCCCUACCCCUCCCAAACUGGGCUGUCCACAAACGGCAUCUUGGACUGGGGCACUGCGGGGCUCUGAAGCUGAUGGACCGACAAAGCGUUGCACUGUCAAAGCUCCGGGCUGGGAAAUGCUGGGU
Coturnix japonica (Japanese quail) is the source of this 1254-nucleotide messenger RNA. RefSeq lists its product as uncharacterized. Lineage: Eukaryota; Metazoa; Chordata; Aves; Galliformes; Phasianidae. The record is from RefSeq and is a predicted model, not a curated record.